UGUAUGUUGUUAUAACGAUAAUUGUUACCAGAGGUGCGGGGUGUGUAGGCAUGACUGCAGUGAAUUUAUUUGACAGGUCUAAGUCCUAAAGGCCUAUAGUUUAUACUUUGAUUGGUUGAUAAUGAUUUGAUUUACGGAUAAUUGAUUUGGAAGUUCUAACUGUAAAUCCGGAGUACAUGAAUAUGCAUACACUGCAGCGUAGACGUGAUCAGCUAAGGGGCCACAAAUGCUGUGCAAGGCUUUGCGCUCACUUCACAAUAAUCCUGAUAAGUGGAGUCUGGUGUUUCUACCUUAUUUUAGGCUCGGUGGUCUUCGUCGCCAUCGAACAAGAAGAAUCAAAUCUGCGGCGGAAACGAAUCGAUAACGAAUUUAAGAUACUUUUAACGGAAUUUAUUACGGACGUUGCAUACAAUACUUCGAUUAAUAAUGAUACUAUUCCUGUGGAUGCAUUAAAGGAGUUACAGAGCAAUCUAUACAACACACUUGGAUUACACCCGAACGAUUUUAUUCACUGGGAUUUUCUUGGGGGCGUACACUACUGCCUCUCUGUAAUAAGCACCAUAGGUUACGGUCACUAUGUUCCGACAAGUCAAUUGGGUCGUGGACUUACGAUGGUGUAUGCACUCUUCGGCAUCCCGUUGAACUUGAUUUUCUUAGCGCGUAUAGGAGCACACCUGAGUCGGCUCAUUGCAUUUACGUACUAUCAACUUAGCUGCUUCGUAGAUCGGAGCCGAGAGAGGCAAUCAGGGCUGACGUCUGAAUCUACCGUGACGACUGUUUCUCAACAGAGUUAUUUUUCGGAAGAUAUCAACGAUUCAUCUUUACCAAAUAAACUUGAUUUUGAAUCCAAGCCCGUUGGCGGUAUUGAUCAUGACUACAGAGAACAAAAAUUACAGAAUGGACAAGCAACUCAAGAAAUUCGAAGACACAAUUCUAAUUCUGAUUCGGAAAUGUCAGUAAAUGUAACGGGUUGUACGUCCGUUCCCGCCAAUUUCAAAGUCCCUUUGUUUUACGUUGGUUUGCUCUAUCUUAUGUACAACACCGGUGGGGCGUUGUUAAUUUGGUAUCGGGAAAAACCUUGGACCUUUUUAGACUCGUUUUAUUUCGCUUUCAUUUCGCUCAGCACAAUCGGUUUUGGCGAUCUGCUUCCGAAUUCGUUCACGAGUGACGACCAAAUGGAGCGAAUUAUGGGCGACAUGCUUCUGAUAGCUUACAUAUCGUUAGGAAUGGCCCUGCUUUCGGCUUCGUUUAACAUAUUAAUCAACAGAGCCGAUGGAUUAGAGAAUCAUGAGAACAAAAGUGAAGAUAUAGAGCUUUCAAAGACAAAGACAAGUGAUGCAUCUCCAUGCUAGUCAGGGAAUCGAGAUGAUUGUACGCCUAGGACUAAAUGUCAGAUAUAUAAUGCAAAACAUUGUAAAACCAGAUAUAGGCCUACUGUACUUAUACUCUAGUACAGGUAUUAGAUUGUCUGACAAUAGAACGGAACAUGGCACACGUUAAAAAUUGGAAAUCUCCAGUGGAAAUGAACCUGUCGAUAUAUAGGUUUAUACAUACAUGGCCCAUUAGUAGAUAGCCACUUCAUCCAAAGUCUGUACAAACAAAACCUGGGCCAAAUCGAAACCGACUCAGCAUUUUGAAGGUGGAAUAAUUUAGGCUUAUUAAGAUGAUGUAUGGUACUAUAGUAUAUUAUAAGGUAUAACAACAAACAUCUGACGACAAGGCCACCAAGAGGGGGCGGGGGAAGAUCCCCGGGGCCCAAUCCCCUAAUAAUGGGCUCCUCCAGAUUGACAGCCCCCACCCCACAAUUUGUUUUGCGCCUUCGUCGCAAUCUUUUUCGCGCUUCGCACUGGUAGAUUGGGGGCCCACACAAAACUCUUACCCUGUUACAGUUUCUCCUCUUGGCGGCCCUGUCUGUGACGCCUUGAAGCACGAGUGAGAUAUGUAGACUGAAAUUCGUGUAACAUAACCGAGAAUAACCCACAACGUGCUAUUGAACAAAAAACAGGAAACUUUUAAGAGACCAUGUAUACGCCUAAUGAAAAUCAUACUUCCAUGCCUACACUUGUGUAAUAUUUCUUUUUAUAAUUGUGUUAUGUUAUGAUAUCAUGUGGCGUUCUAUCUUAUUUCUAAUCAAUAUAUUACACAAACAAUACGUUUAUGAGUACAUUAAUAAUGGUAAGGAUAAUUUAAUGAAUUGAAAGAUGGCGGACGUCUGUUCCAUUAAAUAACGGUUCAUGGCCGAGUUGAAUAGAACUCAUGUUCAUCUUUCAAAGAAUGAAAAUAUUUUUCCUUUGCUAGAUUAACUAGAUUCUUGUCAUUCGAUACAUUGUGAAAAUAUUUUCAAACCUAACUCUUUUCCUUCUUCCUAAUGAAUCAUCUUUGAACAACAAGAAUGAAAUGUUUCCCUCCGCUAAGGUGGUUGUAUUCACUGCUGUCUGUCGAUUUAGCAAGAUUAAGCAAAACCUAAUGAAUGGAUCAUCAUCAAAUUUAGUGAAAUGAUAUAUAAUAAC
Molecule: messenger RNA, 2510 nt
Organism: Anneissia japonica
Lineage: Eukaryota; Metazoa; Echinodermata; Crinoidea; Comatulida; Comatulidae
Product: two pore potassium channel protein sup-9-like
Exons: 2
Coding region: 177-1352 (391 amino acids)
Biological process (GO): potassium ion transmembrane transport; stabilization of membrane potential
Cellular component (GO): membrane
Molecular function (GO): potassium ion leak channel activity
Source: RefSeq, a predicted model, not a curated record